Messenger RNA from Siniperca chuatsi (mandarin fish), 2758 nucleotides. RefSeq names its product solute carrier family 5 member 2 (gene slc5a2). Gene Ontology annotation, cellular component: plasma membrane. The record is from RefSeq and is a predicted model, not a curated record. Lineage: Eukaryota; Metazoa; Chordata; Actinopteri; Centrarchiformes; Sinipercidae. Gene Ontology annotation, biological process: sodium ion transport; transmembrane transport. The coding region runs from base 294 to 2276 and encodes 660 amino acids. Gene Ontology annotation, molecular function: D-glucose:sodium symporter activity. The transcript has 16 exons.
AGACACAGCAGGGAGGAGUCGGGGUUAGAUGGAGGGGCUCUGUGUUCUCCUUCUGCUGGCCAAAGUUCUGACUUGGACUGACCACUUCAAAUCUACUGCCUAUGCAUCGGUCUUUCUCUUCUUAGCUAUUCGUAGCUAUUCCUUCAUAUCAUUCAGUCCACGUUUAGGUGUUUUUGCAGAUGAAGGUGAUUUCUUUAGGCACUAAGCUUUAUUAGAAGCAAAUGCAGAUAAAUCAAAGGCAGGUUGCCUAGUAUAGGAAGCUAAGUCAAGUGUAUAGAGGUAUAAGUGGAGCAAUGGCAAAUCCCUCGUCAGACAAAGUGACCAUCAACAACCCAGCAGACAUCACCGUCAUUGUCGGAUACUUCAUCAUGGUUCUCAGUGUUGGCAUUUGGGCCAUGUUUCGGAGCAAUCGUGGGACAGUUGGAGGGUAUUUUCUGGCAGGGCGCACAAUGACCUGGUGGCCGGUUGGUGCAUCUCUGUUUGCCAGCAACAUUGGUAGUGGUCACUUUGUGGGCUUGGCAGGCACUGGGGCAGCCAGUGGCAUCGCUGUGGGAGGGUUUGAGUGGAAUGCUCUGUUCAUCGUGCUGCUGCUCGGCUGGUUGUUUGUACCUGUCUACCUCACAGCUGGGGUGAUCACGAUGCCCCAGUACCUGAAGAAGCGGUUCGGAGGGACCAGGAUCAGCCUCUACCUCUCCGUUAUCUCUCUGUUCCUCUACAUAUUCACCAAGAUCUCAGUGGAUAUGUUUUCAGGAGCUGUGUUUAUCCAGCAGGCAUUAGGGUGGAACAUCUACGUGGCCGUCAUCACCCUUCUGUUAAUAACAGCCUUGUACACUGUUACAGGUGGCCUGGCCGCUCUGAUGUACACUGACACAGUUCAGACCGUUGUCAUCAUUACCGGGGCAUUCAUCCUCACCGGCUUCUCUUUUGCUGAAGUAGGAGGCUACAGCGCUCUGCUGGCCCGAUACGGCUCUGCUAUGCCAAGUAAUUUCCAUUCCAUGGAUCCCCAGCGCUACAACAUCUCCCCUCAAUGCUACACCCCCAGACAGGACGCCUUCAGCCUGCUGAGGGACCCAACCACAGGGGACCUGCCCUGGCCUGGAGUGGUGUUUGGGAUUGCGAUAGUGGGAGGCUGGUACUGGUGUACAGACCAGGUGAUAGUCCAGCGCUGCCUUGCAGCUUGUAGUCUGACGCAUGUGAAGGCCGGCUGCAUCCUGUGUGGCUACCUCAAACUGCUGCCAGUGUUCCUCAUGGUGUUCCCCGGCAUGAUCAGCAGGGUCCUCUACCCAGAUGAGGUUGGCUGUGUUGUCCCUGAGGUGUGUAAGAGGGUGUGUGGGACUGAGGUGGGCUGCUCCAACAUUGCUUAUCCUAAACUGGUGGUGUCAGUCAUGCCUAAUGGUUUGCGAGGUCUGAUGCUGGCUGUGAUGUUGGCUGCUCUCAUGUCCUCUUUGGCCUCCAUCUUUAACAGCAGCAGCACUCUGUUCACCAUGGACAUCUGGACUCGCAUCAGACCACAGGCCACUGAGCGCGAGCUCAUUAUUGUAGGCAGAGUCUGGGUUCUGUGUAUCGUAGCCGUCAGCAUCUGUUGGAUCCCAGUUGUCCAGGCGGCUCAGAGCGGUCAGCUGUUUGAUUACAUCCAGUCAGUCUCAAGCUAUCUGGCUCCACCUAUCGCGUCAGUCUUCCUCCUGGCUGUGUUUGUUAAGAGGGUCAAUGAAACGGGUGCAUUCUGGGGCCUGAUAGGCGGCCUGGUGAUGGGUCUGUGUCGGAUGUUGCCUGAGUUCUGGUUCGGUACUGGCAGCUGUAUUUUCCCUUCUAACUGCCCUUUCUUGGUGUGUGGGAUCCAUUACCUCCACUUUGCAAUCAUACUCUUCUUCUGUACGUCAGUGCUGGUGCUGGUGGUCAGCUACUGCACCCAGCCCAUAGAGGAUCAACAUCUCCAUCGUCUGGUGUUCAGCCUGCGUCAUUCCAAACAGGAGAGGAAGGAUUUGGACUGGGAGCAAAUGGAGAAAGGGAGAAGAGCCCGGAGGGAGGCUGAGGAGAGGAUGAGAGAGAGUAACAACAGUGAUGCAGUGGCUGAAGAGGACAAAAAGUCUGGUAUCUGUCGCCUGGUUGGUCAGUUCUGUCGGGGGGGCGGCGGCGGCUCCCAGGACCACAAGGUGCCUGAGGCACCAGAGAAGCUGCCUGACAUCAGCGAGGACCCGGUGUGGAAGAACACUGUGAAUACUAAUGCUCUCAUUAUGAUGGCUGUAGCAGUUUUUAUGUGGGGUUACUAUGCUUAACAGCUCUAUUCAUUCUAGCUGAAAGUGGAUGUUAAAAUGUGAGUUGGUAUCUUGAUAUGAUUGGUUUUAAUCACUUUGUUGGGAUGAUACAGUUUAUCUCCAAAGGACUCAGAAAUAAAACAGUGUUGCCAUCUGUUGGCAAUUAUGUGUCACCGCACUGCAAAUCAUAGUUUUUUUUUUGCAAUUAAAAAAAGAUUCAAAAUAGGCAGCAAAUAUACUACCAACAGUCUCACUUCUCUGUAGAGCAUUACAGGCUGUGAUCCUUCACUGUAUUUCUCCAGUUUUAAAGAGCAAUCUAUAAUGCAGUCUAAAAAUGUUUUAUCAGGUUAGAAUGCCAUUACUGUAUACGGUUACAUGUUGAUUCAAUCACAAAUCAAUCUGCACCUGCUUCCAGCACUGACAUAAAAGGUGUGAGAAGAACAAAUUAGAAUGUGGAAGCCAGGUAAAAUGUAAACUCAAUAAAGCCUCAAGUUGCCCUAAGA